AUGCCGGCGCAUACCAUUCUGCCUGUGAUAGAUACCUGGACUAAGAUCUAUACCUCGCAUCUGGACCCGCACUCCCCCCUGGUCAAGGCUUCCAAGCCAACGACUCUGCCACCGUCAGCUCCGAAUGGCAACAUCAUCGAUAAUCCUUCUCAGCAAUUCCGCUACAUGCAGAUCUUCGAGAACAAGGGCCAAGCAAUGGGGUGCUCAAAUCCGCAUCCCCACGGGCAGAUAUGGACCACAACAUCGCUUCCAGAGGAGCCGGCGAUUGAGUUGCUGCACAUGGCUCGGUACAGGCAAGAACAUAACGGCGCGCAUCUGCUGGAAGACUACGCCAAGCUGGAGAGUGAGAAGGCGGAGCGGACAGUGUUUGAGAACAGCAGCUUCUGGGCGGGUUGUCCAUGGUGGGCUACAUGGCCGUUUGAGAUUAUGGUUGUCGCGAAGAGCCACAAGAGGGCGUUGGUCGACUUGGACCAGCAGGAGAAGGAGGAUUUGGCAGAAGUGAUCGCAGAGAUUACGAGGAGAUACGACAAUUUGUUCGAGACGAGCUUUCCUUAUAGCAUGGGCAUCCACCAAGCACCCCUAUCAGGGACGAACGAAGAGAUCGAAUGCUCACACUUCCAUCUGCACUUCUAUCCUCCCCUACUACGCAGUGCCACCGUGCGGAAGUUCCUGGUCGGCUACGAGAUGAUGGCAGAGCCGCAACGAGACAUCACUCCUGAGCAGGCAGCGACGCGUUUGCGAGAUUGUGGUGGCGAGCUUUAUCGCAAGCUACGAUGA
This is a messenger RNA of Saxophila tyrrhenica, 777 nucleotides long. It is a transcript of the gene GAL7, whose product is annotated as galactose-1-phosphate uridyl transferase. Gene Ontology annotation, biological process: beta-D-galactose catabolic process via UDP-galactose, Leloir pathway. NCBI's taxonomy places the organism in Eukaryota, Fungi, Ascomycota, Dothideomycetes, Mycosphaerellales, Extremaceae. The transcript has 2 exons. The coding region runs from base 1 to 777 and encodes 258 amino acids. Gene Ontology annotation, molecular function: UDP-glucose:hexose-1-phosphate uridylyltransferase activity; zinc ion binding. Gene Ontology annotation, cellular component: cytoplasm. The record is from RefSeq and is a predicted model, not a curated record.